Trypanosoma conorhini is the source of this 2157-nucleotide messenger RNA. Its product is annotated as putative protein kinase, putative,polo-like protein kinase. NCBI's taxonomy places the organism in Eukaryota, Euglenozoa, Kinetoplastea, Trypanosomatida, Trypanosomatidae. The transcript has a single exon. Gene Ontology annotation, cellular component: nucleus; centrosome; spindle pole. The coding region runs from base 1 to 2157 and encodes 718 amino acids. Gene Ontology annotation, biological process: regulation of cytokinesis; mitotic cell cycle; protein phosphorylation. The record is from RefSeq and is a predicted model, not a curated record. Gene Ontology annotation, molecular function: protein binding; ATP binding; protein kinase activity.
AUGGUUGGGGCGCACGGCACGCAUCCGCGGCCGCCGAUGAUGCCGGCGCGGCGGUAUUCCUCGGCGCACCAGCCGCUCAGCGAGAAGCCGGACUUCUGCGAGGGGUCCACGCUGAAGGAGCUUGACAAGCAGGGCCGCGUUGUUGGUCGCUUUCGCUGCGGCCGGCUGCUCGGCCGGGGCGGGUUUGCGAAGUGCUACGAGGUGGAGCAGGACGGGGAGUCGUACGCGCUCAAGGUGAUUGACCGCGCCAUCCUGCAGAAGACCAAGACGCUGCAGAAGCUGCACUCGGAGAUCUCGAUCCACCGCCGCAUGAAGCACAAGAACAUCGUCAACUUCAUUCGCACCUUUCAGGACGACUGGAACGUGUACAUCUUGCUAGAGAAGUGCAGCAACCAGACUCUGAUGGAGAUCUCAAAGCGCCGGCCGCGCUUCACCGUGCCCGAGACGCAGCAUAUCAUGCUGCAGUCGCUCGCCGCGAUUCACUACAUGCAUGGCCAGGCCGUCAUCCACCGCGACCUCAAGCUGGGGAACAUGAUGAUGGACGCCGACAUGAAUGUGAAAAUAGGCGACUUUGGCCUCGCAGCGGAGCUUCAAUACGACGGGGAGCGGAAGCGGACGAUUUGUGGCACGCCCAACUACAUUGCCCCCGAGAUCAUCGACAGCGCCCACGAGGGGCACAGCUACGAGGUGGACAUCUGGUCCCUGGGCGUCAUCCUCUACACCCUGCUGGUGGGGGAGCCGCCCUUCCAGACCUCCGACGUCAAGGCGACCUACCGCCGCAUCAAGCAGUGCCGGUACGAGUUCCCGCCCCGGCUGGAAAUCCCAGAAAGCGGGAAGGAGCUCAUCCAUCGCAUUUUACAGAGCCGCCCUGAUCAUCGUCCGACGAUUGUGGAGAUACGCAACCACGCCUUCUUCCGCUCCCCAACGCCCCCGACCAGCGCGCCGCUCUCGCUGUUUCACUUGCCACGCCGCCGCACGGAGACGGAUGCGCAGCCGCAGCCGCCACGUAGGGAGUCUGACGCCGCUGGCGGGGCACCGCCGCAGCGGGAGGUGCUGCGGCCGCUCAGCGUGAACACCUUGGCGACAGCGGCGCGGCAGCCGGCCCGCACUGAGACCAAGCCCCAAGACCUCUUCUACGGUACCACGCCCGCCACCGCCCACAACCCGAAGCGGGUGGCGAUCUCGGGCGACGCGGCCUGCGUGGACUCUGCGCGUCCCUUGCCGCAAGCAGUGCCGAAGGGGGAGCGACGUGCAACGACGCCCCGGGUGGCGCAGUAUAUGCUGGAAGAGGAGGAGCGGGACCACCUCACCGCCGUGCACGAUCACCUGCACAAAACUCUCCUCGGCGCGAUCGAAGUUCACUGUGAGGAGCGCCCGCACAUGCCCCCGCCGCGGACUGCAGCCGCAAGGGCGCCGAGGCCCAUUCCCCCGGCGAAGACAGGCGGCGGCGGCGGCGGCGUAGUUUUGGCGGAGGAGGACGAAGAGGAGGCGCAGGACGCGUUUCCGCUCCCAUCCGUGUGGGUGACGGACUACGCCGAUUUCUCCGCCAGGUACGGACUCUGCUACCGGCUGAGCACGAGCCACACCGGGGUGCACUUCAACGACUCCACGAAAAUGGUGUGGGAGGCUAUCACGGGCCGUGUGGAGUACUACGCGCGGAUCAAGGAGGUGGUGACGCGCAACAACGCCAAAUUUGUGCACGCGCGAGACCAAAGGCAGUCGUUUCACAUGGAAAGCUUCCCCGAGAGCCUAAAAAAGAAGGUGACGCUGAUCAAGCACUUUAGGUUCUACCUGUCGCGCGGCCGCAAUGGGCGCGAGGGGGUGGAGGUGGUGCGUUGUUCGCCGUACGCGGAUCAGGAACCCGUGCUGCUUAGCAAGCCGAACAUGAUUGAGAACAUUGUGUACGUCAAGCGCUGGCUGCUCACCCCGCACGCAAUGAUCUUCCGUCUCUCCAACAGGACGAUUCAGGUUUGCUUUCAUGACAAGGCGGAGAUCAUUCUCACCUCGGAGUCGCGGGUUGUGACGUACACCGACGCCUCGGGGCACCGCGUCACACUGCCGCUCUCCUCAGCUGCCUCGCGCUCGGAUGAAAUUUCGACGCGGCUGCUGUACACCAAAGAAAUCCUCUGCGAACUCAUUCAAAACCGCGAGCUGUAG